GCCAAAACUGACAAUGACAGCACUUCUCGUCCAAACUGUCAAACGGGUAUUAUUCGUGCAUUUUGGAGUUAUUAAAUUAUUUAUUUAUUAAACUGUAACUAACUUAUCGACAAAAAUGCAAAGAAUAGUUUCAUUAAUGAAGUCAGCAUCAUGCCUUGGUUCAUAUUUACCAACUAGCACCAUAAGCUCACUUCCGUCUAUCUUCAGUUCUUUUCAAAAUACUAGACAACUGUUAGCACCAAGCACUACAUUGAUAAACCAAGUUUGCGGUUUUAAAGUAAAGGGUCGCGUGAGACGGCGUUGCGAAGCCUGCUACUUCGUCGUUAGAGAUGGGAGGAUGUAUGUGAUCUGUCCCAAGCACCCUCGUCACAAACAGAUGGCAAUGCGGCCCAAACCUCACAAUACCUGGAUACUGACACACGCCAGUCAAAGUCGCGUGAGGCCGUGGUGAAGCAGCCGACCUAUUUAUUAAGUAGAUAUGUAAUGAGAGUUUAGAAAUAAAGUAUAUGUAGAA
Pectinophora gossypiella (pink bollworm) is the source of this 514-nucleotide messenger RNA. RefSeq names its product 39S ribosomal protein L36, mitochondrial (gene mRpL36). The coding region runs from base 116 to 451 and encodes 111 amino acids. Gene Ontology annotation, cellular component: mitochondrial large ribosomal subunit; ribosome. Gene Ontology annotation, biological process: translation; ribosome biogenesis. Gene Ontology annotation, molecular function: structural constituent of ribosome. The record is from RefSeq and is a predicted model, not a curated record. The transcript has 2 exons. Lineage: Eukaryota; Metazoa; Arthropoda; Insecta; Lepidoptera; Gelechiidae.